Gadus morhua (Atlantic cod) is the source of this 2480-nucleotide messenger RNA. It is a transcript of the gene pacsin1a, whose product is annotated as protein kinase C and casein kinase substrate in neurons 1a. Gene Ontology annotation, biological process: positive regulation of dendrite development; regulation of endocytosis; cytoskeleton organization. The record is from RefSeq and is a predicted model, not a curated record. Gene Ontology annotation, molecular function: phospholipid binding; protein binding. NCBI's taxonomy places the organism in Eukaryota, Metazoa, Chordata, Actinopteri, Gadiformes, Gadidae. The transcript has 11 exons. Gene Ontology annotation, cellular component: cytoplasm; endosome; plasma membrane. Bases 593 to 1930 code for a protein of 445 amino acids.
GACUUCAAAUUCAUCCAGCAUGUGAAAAGGAAAUUAGUUAUGUGUUGAGGUUUAAAAAUCGGAUCUCGAGACGCGCAAUUAAACCAAAAUGACUGGCUUGACCUAUCGUCCUAUCGUUUAUGGGUUUAACUAACACUAUAGGGUCUGAAAUGGCAUCUAUUCAAGUAAAUAACAGUGUUCGUUUUUAAAUGCAUUGGUCUCAUUCAGAUGCUUGGCGUUUUCCAUUAUAGGCAUACUAUCCUACGACGUCGUCCAUAAAAAAAAAAAAGAGGGCCAUCCCCCACCGCACACACUGACGCUUUGGAGCUCCCCCUCGCUGCGUUCAUCGUGAUCUAGUGUAUGCAGCGUCUUCUCGAGCGCGCAGGGUCACCUUCUGUCAUUGCUGCUGAGAAUUGGUGAUAUUUUGCAGCAUUUGGGCUAUUGGGAGAGCGCACCUGACCAUCUCGCCCCGGUGAUCUCCCCCAGGGGACCAACGCGCUCUGCAAGGUUUAUGGAAACCUGACCUCCUGAUUGGUGGAGAAGUGUAUGUGGAACUCAGGUCUUCUGCAGAGGACACAUUUAGACUUGAGCGUGCUCUGCCACAGCCACCAAAAUGUCCGUCUCCUACGAUGAGGUUGCGGGUGCAGGUGUAGACGACACCAUGGACAGCUUCUGGGAGGUAGGGAACUACAAACGUGCUGUCAAGAGAUUCGACGACGGCCACCGGCUCUGCAACGAUCUGAUGGGAUGCCUGCAGGAGCGGGCCAAGAUAGAGAAGGCAUACGGUGACCAGCUGACCGGCUGGUCCAAGAGAUGGAGGCAGCUCAUAGAAAAAGGCCCGCAGUACGGCUCGGUGGAGCGCGCCUGGCUGGCGGUGAUGACGGAGGCAGACAAGGUGAGCGAGCUGCACCAGGAGGUGAAGAACGGCCUGGUGAAUGAGGACGUGGAGAAGGUGAAGAACUGGCAGAAGGAGGCCUACCACAAGCAGAUGAUCGGCGGCUUCAAGGAAGCCAAGGAGGCCGACGAGGGCUUCAAGAAGGCCCAGAAGCCCUGGGCCAAGAAGCUCAAAGAGAUGGAGGCGGCUAAGAAGACCUACCACUUGGCGUGCAAGGAGGAGAAGAUGGCUGCCACCAGGGAGGCCAACGGCAAGACGGAGGCCUCGGUCACACAGGACCAGCAGAAGAAGCUCCACGAGAAGACGGACAAGUGCAAACACGACACGCAGAAGGCCAAGGAGAAGUACGAGAAGUCUCUGGACGAGCUGUCCAAGUGCACCCCGCAGUACAUGGAGAGCAUGGAGACGGUGUUCGACCAGUGCCAGCAGCACGAGGUCAAGAGGCUGACCUUCCUGAAGGAGGCCCUGCUGGACAUCAAGCGCCACCUCAACCUCACUGAGAACCAAAGCUAUGCCACAGUAUACAGGGAACUGGAGCGCACCAUCCUGGGGGCCAACACCCAGGAGGACCUCAAGUGGUUCAGCAACAACCACGGCCCUGAGAUGCAUAUGAAUUGGCCAGCGUUUGAGGAGUACAACCCCGAUGCGGCGAGCGCUCCUAUUAAGAAGAAGAAGCCGGACGGAGCCCCGCCCACUCCCAGCACUGACCACGUGGCUCCGCCCGGCGACCGCAGCAGCGUGAGCAGCUACGAGAAGAACCAGGCCUAUUCCACCGAGUGGUCGGACGACGAGCAACCCGCCGGGAACUCUGGCAACGAAAAUGGUGGCAACGGAAACUCCUUCGAAGACGACUCUAGCGUGGGGAAACCACAGGCCACAGGGGUCCGUGUCCGCGCCCUGUAUGACUACGAAGGACAGGAGCAGGAUGAGCUCACCUUCAAAGCAGGGGAUGAGCUGACAAAGACCGAAGACGAAGAUGACCAAGGCUGGUGUAGAGGUCGCCUGGAUACGGGCAAGGAAGGACUCUACCCAGCCAAUUACGUCGAGCCUAUCUAGACACGUGACUGGACGGGGACCUGCCAUUGGAGGCAGCUUGAACUGUCGCGUCCAAUUGCACCGCACAUAGCCAGAGACUUAAGAGCAACACAUCCCUUGUCCGACUGAUGAGCCAAGCAGUCUUGCCGAAAUAAAAACGUAGUAACCUAAAAAGACGAUAUAUCGGUAUAAUAUAUUUUAUCAAGCAUUUGGGGUGGGUGAACAUAAACAUUUAGGAGAUAAGAGCGUCGGCGGUUAUAGCAGUAUAUUAUACACACUCCAAGCAUAACAGAAAGCCAUUGCAGGGAUACACUUUGCUUUAUGUAGCUGUAUUCAAUAUAAUGGAGCAAAAUCUGAACAUGCUUGCAUUGUGGUUUUCUUGUCAAAUUGGGAGGACAAUAUAUUAGAUCAUACCUAUUCUACAAAGACAAGCUUGUCGAACUGCAUUGUGUAUAUAUAUAUGUAUAUAUACAGUAUGAUGCCAUUUCUCUGUUGCAUUUCAAUGCCGUGUGUGUGUCAUCAUUCUUACAUUGGGAAUGCUAUGUGUUGUUAAAAAGUAACACAAAUUGUA